This is a messenger RNA of Alternaria postmessia, 855 nucleotides long. RefSeq lists its product as uncharacterized. NCBI's taxonomy places the organism in Eukaryota, Fungi, Ascomycota, Dothideomycetes, Pleosporales, Pleosporaceae. The record is from RefSeq and is a predicted model, not a curated record. Bases 1 to 855 code for a protein of 284 amino acids. The transcript is spliced from 3 exons.
AUGGUCUACAUCAGAUUCGCCUCCGUCUUUGCGGCGGCCUCGAUGGUCAUGAUGGCCGCCGCUGCGGACGAACAGCCGACAGCAACCAAGAUCAAGAACCCCAUCACCACACCAACAGUCACCCUGCCAGCAAGUGCCAUGACCAGCAUCGGUUGCUUUGAGACCUCAACCCCACUCGAGAACCACGGUCCAUACGGUUUCCAGUCGCCUGGUAACUGCCAACUCGUUUGCCUGGAGCAAAACAAGGACGUCAUGGGCCUGUCCAACGGCAAGGAAUGUUGGUGUGGUGACGAGAUACCCGCCAAAGAUUGGCAGACUAAGAACGAGACAUGCGGUACCCCCUGUGCCGGCGACGAUACGUCGCUAUGUGGUGGAAAGAACGUCUUGUGGGUCGUUCUCACAGGAAACACUCUGAACCCGGUCGACUAUUACGAGCCCGACGUGUCCAGCAGCAGCUCAGCAGCACCAAAGCUGUCGUCUGCUGCGCCAACGUCCACCGCUGCCGCCCAAGCGUCGGCCACUCCAUCCGAGGCGCCCAAGGAAGACGAAGACAGCAAACCAAACACAGUCGCCAUCGCAGUGGGUGUAGUCGUCGGCAUACUAGCCCUUGCCUCCAUCAUGUUUGGUGUAUGGUUCCUACUGCGCCGGAGACGUCAGCACCAAGCAGAAGAAGACUAUCGUCGCAACGCCGCCAACGUGAAUGCUUUCGUCAACGGUGGCAAGCUACACACCAGCAACUCGUCCAUGAACGACUCUCGUCUGGACCCAAGUUUCGUUGACCGGAGGCAGAGCAACGGCAGUAUUGCAGACAACGAGGACUACUCGAGGCGGAUAUUGAAGGUUACCAACGUAUAA